Molecule: messenger RNA, 3020 nt
Organism: Melanotaenia boesemani (Boeseman's rainbowfish)
Lineage: Eukaryota; Metazoa; Chordata; Actinopteri; Atheriniformes; Melanotaeniidae
Gene: dab2
Product: DAB adaptor protein 2
Exons: 15
Coding region: 392-2716 (774 amino acids)
Biological process (GO): receptor-mediated endocytosis; negative regulation of canonical Wnt signaling pathway; positive regulation of endocytosis
Cellular component (GO): plasma membrane
Source: RefSeq, a predicted model, not a curated record
GAAAUAUGCAGGGAGUCAGUCCAGUCAGUCAUUGAAGGGUUAACCUGGGAGCUCGCAGAAGUCUCUCCUUUCUGUCUCUGAUAUUUAGCGGAAAACAUCUGACUCCUUGCUCGUUUUCCGAGGCUGCGUUUUAUUUUAGUAAUUUUGCAGCGGACCGUGGAGGCAUCACGGAAACAGAAAUCUCCGUUUGUGAAGCAGGACAUCGACAUUUCACCGCGUGCUUUCUAACAGCUUCACUUUUUCUGCUUCAGGUCAAUAAAGAGAGAAGGAUGUGUGGGUGUUAGGUCAUAUGCUCAGUUAACAUCACUGCCCCCCCACCCUACCCCCAACACGGAGCUGCUGUCAGCUUUAUCGCAAAUUGCCACUUGUCCAGUGAGGCUGAUCCAACACCAUGUCUACAGAAGUGGAAAACAGCUCACCCGUGUCCGCUGAUCCCAGCUCCCCAACUACAGCUGCAGCUACUAACACCCCACCCAGCUCCCCCAUGACUGCUGGAUCCAAAGUCCCAUUCAGGAAAGAGAAGAAGAAAGUUGUGGAAAAGACAGAUGAGUACCUGCUGGGCAGGUUUCAAGGAGAUGGUGUAAGGUACAAGGCCAAGUUGAUUGGCAUUGAUGAUGUUCCAGAGGCCCGUGGAGACAAGAUGUGCCAAGACUCAAUGAUGAAGCUUAAGGGUAUGGCGGUAGCUGCUCGAUCUCAAGGCAAGCACAAGCAGAGGAUCUGGGUCAACAUUUCCAUGUCUGGUAUAAAGAUAAUUGAUGAGAAAUCAGGAGUGAUUGAACACGAGCAUGUUGUGAAUAAGAUUUCCUUCAUUGCCAGAGAUGUAACUGAUAACCGGGCAUUUGGAUAUGUAUGUGGAGCAGAAGGACAGCAUCAGUUCUUUGCCAUAAAGACUGCACAACAGGCAGAGCCCUUGGUCAUUGAUCUAAAAGAUCUCUUCCAGGUCAUCUUCAACUUGAGAAAAAAAGAAGCAGAGACCUCGCAGAAGGGUGAAAAUGGCAGCACGGUAGUUGAGAAUGGAGGUGAUGCCGUGUUAAGUGUGGACAGUGAAGGAAAAACUGCCCAACCAGUGGAGCAGCUUGACCUUUUUGGAGACAUGUCGACCCCUCCAGACAUUCAGGCUCCAAAUGAAUCUAAUGACAUUCUCUUGCUGGACUUUUCUGCUGAAGUUGACAGCAAUCAGAAUUACAUAAAGGGAAACUCCUUAACUUUUGCUCCUGAUUGUAAAGCAUCUCCACACACAGAGAAUCCCUUUUCCUCUAUUUUUGGCUAUUUCCCAGCUCCAGACAGCGACCCUUUCAGAGAUGACCCCCUUUCUAAAUCACCCACUAGUUUUGAACCAGUUAAUGCACAUAUCUCUACCACCAAUAACCAUCCAAACAGCACUGCUGGCAACACUAAUAGGACAAAUUUUAACUGUUUAACUGAAGAGACUGAACAUGCCAGUCAGAUAAAUGGGUUAUCCACUAAGUCCAUGAUCCUCGCUCUCAAUAAUGGGCAGUGGCCACUAGGGGGCAAUAUAACUCAAGGCACCACAGUAACUAUAAUGGAUGGGAAUGGCUCUGAUCAGGAUCUCUUAACAAAAAACCCAUUUUUUGACUCCCCUUUGAAAACCUCUCCUGUCUCUAAUGGCCUCACUCAUCAUCCUGAACUGCCAGCGACUCAUAACAAGGAUUCAGUUGUCAUAAGUCCACCUCCACAAAACUCUAAGUCUGGACGAGGUCGAAGGAGUGCAAAGUCUACAGCAAGCGAUCUGUUUGGAGCAGAGCUGUUUACUGCUCCCACUCCUGAGGGGUCCUCUGCUGCAGCUGACCUUUUCAACAGUGCACCCACAAACUCUGCUCCAUCCUCCAUAGCAGCUCUGGGAAAUCUUCAGUUGGGUCCACCAGCUACCACAAGUAUGCCUGCUGUAGGCAUGUGGGGAGCCCCUACUGCUGCACCCAACAUGUUCUCCAUGCCAGGAGUGACUGUUCCAGGGCUGAGACCAGGCUUUCCACAGCCAUCAGCCUUUGGUGUACCUGUGCCAGCCACAGCCUGGGCCCAGCAGAUGCCACCACAGUUUGCUGCUGCACCUCUGUCCCCACCCCACCUUGCCUGGGGUCAGCCUGCCUCAUCCAAUCCUUUCCAACAGGGUGCCUUCCCAGGAAUGGGUGAUCAGCAAGGUCCAUCACGCCCCCCUCCAAGGCCACCUGCUAAGGAAGCCCGUCCAAAAGUAGAGAACAGCGCUUUUACAGCACUGGAUCCCCUUGGGGAUAAAGAGAAGAAGACUGGAAAGGACAUGUUCAAGGACUUCCAGCUCGCCAAACCCCCGGCCAUUCCAGCAAGGAAAGGGGAAGUUGCACCAAGCUCUGCUCCAGACCCCAGCAGCAAAGAGCCAGCAGCAUUUGAUCAAUACUUUUCCAGUAAAGUUGGUGUCGCUCAAGAUGUCGCCGAUCAUGAUGACUUUGAAAUCAAUCAAAUGUCAUCACUUGCUAAUAAUGAUGCUCCUGCUCCGAGCUUUAAUGCUGAUCUCUUUGAUGGAGCCUUCUCUUCUGCCCCUGUCUUAAACACUUCAGCGCCAUCACAGGGAAACAGUCUCAGUCAGGACAUGUUUGAUAAAGCAUUUGGGGCCCCAGAUUCCAGUUUGUUUGGAGCACCACCCGUAGCUGUGAAUGCUUCUGUUGCUCAAAGUGGGUCAACAGAUGCUUUUGGAAAUGCUUUUGGAAAUCCCUUUGCUUGACUACAAGUCUAAUUAAAAAGGAGCAAAGGGAGCAGAUGGAAAUCACUUCAGACACAUUCGGGACAAGCUGCUCCGUGCAAGACAAUCGAUAUUAUGAACUCUUCUUACUCUUGUCUUUCUUGUCUUUUUUUACACACCCUUCUUUUACAUCUGUUUCUGAUGGUUCCUCUGUAACAACCACUGAUCCAAGAAGCAAAUAUUAUGUCAUGAUCUGCUGAAGAAAAGAAAUAUGCAGAUAUAUGUGGAAAAAGUUGAGGUUCACUGCUGAUGCUGUCUUUGUUAAAGAAAUAAAUCAUUAAUUACA